Penicillium macrosclerotiorum is the source of this 693-nucleotide messenger RNA. RefSeq lists its product as uncharacterized. The transcript is spliced from 2 exons. Bases 1 to 693 code for a protein of 230 amino acids. Gene Ontology annotation, molecular function: monooxygenase activity; heme binding; iron ion binding. Lineage: Eukaryota; Fungi; Ascomycota; Eurotiomycetes; Eurotiales; Aspergillaceae. The record is from RefSeq and is a predicted model, not a curated record.
AUGCUUUCCUGUUUCCUCCUAGGCAGUGUCAUAGCUUACGGCUUCGUUGUGGGGAUUUACCGUCUCCAUGUCCAUCCUCUCAGCAAGUUCCCCGGGCCACGACUGGCCGGUUUGACAGGCCUCUAUGAGCUUUACUUUGCUGCGUGGGGGGCGGAUUCUUUCAGUACCGAAAUCGAGAGAAUGCAUCAAAAAUAUGGCCCCGUUGUACGCAUCACUCCGGACGAAGUACACGUUCAGGAGCAGCUUUUCAACCCAGACUCUGCGGACGACUGGAUUAAAGGCACCAAGGCCCUGGAUGCCCGGCGUCAUCAAUCCGGGUACCCCAGCCAGGGAUUCCAAAUUAGGAAGCGAUCGAUCUUGCGAGUGGGCUUGAUUCUCCAGGUCGAGGUCCAUCAAAUUAUCCGCGGCCUGGUGCAAAAACAUCAGAUUGACCGGGUAUUCAGCUCGCAGGCUCGGUCAUUGGUCUCAAUCCCCGAGAUCCGCCCCCUUGGCGAGGAUGCUGCGGAAGGCAGCGAUCUAGAAGAUGGGCCUUCCGAGGACUGGCGGUCGCCUCGACCAUAUCCACAGCGAUCUAUGUCCGAGUCCAGCAAGGACUAUCUCCCUCCAUGCCCAACCACAGCGGUACCCAAAGGUUCUGGGGUCCGGUUGCCAAUAGGCAAUCCCUACUUGACGGUCCAAAGAAUGAGUCGUUGA